Molecule: messenger RNA, 2046 nt
Organism: Vespula pensylvanica (western yellowjacket)
Lineage: Eukaryota; Metazoa; Arthropoda; Insecta; Hymenoptera; Vespidae
Gene: Hexo1
Product: chitooligosaccharidolytic beta-N-acetylglucosaminidase
Exons: 6
Coding region: 83-1888 (601 amino acids)
Biological process (GO): ganglioside catabolic process; carbohydrate metabolic process; glycosaminoglycan metabolic process
Cellular component (GO): membrane
Molecular function (GO): beta-N-acetylhexosaminidase activity
Source: RefSeq, a predicted model, not a curated record
UCGUUCAAUCCGAAGUAGGCAAUCAUUCGACGACGGACACAGUUUCUUGUAGUCAGUAUAGGUAGAAUUCCAAGAGAGAAACAUGAUUGCUAUUACAUUUAUCUUUGUCCUCGCUUUAGAAGCCUAUAGCGAUUUCGUCGUUGCCGAGAAAGUAUACAAUUCACCAUGGCAUUUCAAGUGCAACAGUGGAUAUUGUGUAAAAGAAGAGAUCACAGAAGAAGUAUCAUCUCCAAUGUCUUUAAAAGUUUGUCAAUUAUUAUGUGGUGAUAAUGGUUUUUUAUGGCCAAAACCAACAGGACAUUUGUCCUUGGGCAGUUCAGUGUUGCCUCUUAAUAUCAAUGAUAUCAAAAUAAAUGGUAUAAAUCCGAAUACGAAAGUAGGUAAUCUCUUGCAAGAGAACAUUGACAUAUUCAAAGAAAAUAUAAAAAAACUUGGUGAACCCAUUGAAAACGAGGGAGUAGGGUUGAUAAUUAAUGUUACUGAUAUUCUUGAAUUGAACGACGUGCAACUGACCUUAGAUACCGACGAAAGUUACAAAUUACAAAUUUAUCAGAUCAAUGACAAAUUUACAAGUGUAAAAAUAACAGCAACGACUUAUUUUGGUGCUCGAAAUGGUUUGGAAACGUUGUCACAAUUGAUAGUAUUCGAUGAUUUGAGAGAUAAAAUACAAAUCAUUCAUGAUGCUUAUAUCGAGGAUAAACCAGUAUAUCCGUAUCGUGGCAUUUUGUUGGAUACUAGUCGUAAUUUCAUUAGCGUUGAAGCGAUCAAAAAGACCAUAGAAGCGAUGUCCAUGUCAAAGAUGAAUACUUUCCAUUGGCACAUCACCGAUACUCACAGUUUUCCAUACGAAGUUAAAAACUAUCCAUUGUUCACCAAAUACGGUUCCUAUGGCAAGGACAAAGUCUAUACGAAGGAGAACAUUAAAGAUAUCAUGAAGUUUGCUCUUUUACGUGGCGUACGUGUUUUACCGGAGUUCGAUGCACCUGCUCACGUUGGAGAAGGCUGGCAAUGGGUAGGUCAUAAUGCAACAGUAUGUUUCAAAGCAGAACCAUGGCAAAGUUACUGUGUCGAGCCACCAUGCGGUCAAUUAAAUCCAACCAGCGACAAGGUCUAUGAAAUGCUUGAAGGUAUUUACAAAGAAAUGUUGGAAGAUUUUCAUCCGGACAUCUUUCACAUGGGUGGUGACGAGGUCAACGUUAAUUGUUGGAACUCCAGCGAUGUCAUCAAGAACUGGAUGCUAGCCAAAGGCUGGAAUCUAUCAGAAUCGAAUUUCUACUUGCUCUGGGAUUAUUUCCAAGACAGAGCACUUGAAACGUUAACUUCUGCCAACGGAGGAAAAGAGAUUCCUGUUAUUAUUUGGACUAGUGGACUUACCAAUAAUGAGAAUAUCAAAUACUUGGAUCCUAAGAAGUAUAUCAUUCAAAUCUGGACCACUGGUACCGAUGACACUAUCGGUAGAUUGAUAAGCAACAACUUCAAAGUCAUUAUUUCUAAUUACGAUGCUCUCUAUCUCGAUUGCGGUUUUGGAGCAUGGGUUGGCGAAGGUAACAACUGGUGUACACCAUACAAAGGCUGGCAAUUAAUUUACGAUAAUUCCCCGAUGUCCAUUCUUAGGAAACAAGGUUUUGGUACAAAUAAAAAGCAAUUUGUAUUAGGUGGAGAGGUAACACUUUGGACCGAACAGGUCGACAGUGUUUCAGUUGAUUCAAGAUUAUGGCCAAGGUCAGCAGCUUUCGCGGAAAGACUUUGGUCCGAUCCUACUUCAACCUGGAUUCAUGCUGAACAUAGAAUAUUAAGACAAAGACAGAGAUUAGUUCAAAGAGGUAUCGGUGCUGACAGAUUGGAACCAGAAUGGUGUAUUCAGAAUCAAGGACAUUGUUAUCUAUAAAUUGCAAAUAAAUAAGAAAAUAUCUGUCUUAUCAAUAAGAUAAAUUAAUCGAUCCAAUUAGCAUAACAAUUGAUCUUUGAUUGUAACAAAUCGAACAUCUUUGUCCUACGAUUGUAAAAUUAAUAAUCAAGAAAAGAAAUAAUACUUCUUUUUACUAA